AUGCCUAUCCGAAACCCCUUCACCCGGCGCCCUCAAGCCGACGAGGGUCUGCGCCCGCCGUUGAGCAUCGACCCUCCGCUCAAGACGCCCCCGGGCUUCGAGCGCGUCGACACAGUCGGCUCCAAGGCCUCGUCGGCCGCAUUGAGCAUCAGCAGCCGCCGCUCCAAUGAUACCGGCGAGUACAAGAUGUCGGUGGUCAAUGACAGCGGCGUGUACCUGCCUCCCUCGCCCUCCGAAGACAAGCCCUCAUGGCCCCGUCGCUACCUGUCGCGCAACUCUACAGACACCAGGAGCGACGUUGGCGAAAUCGAGCACUUCGGCAUCUCGCGGGAGUCAUUCGACUCGUACCGUCGGUCUUUUGAUGUCUCCGCCCGCUCUCCUGUUCCCGUCAAUGACCCCUUCCCAAGCCGGCGGUCCAUGGACUCGGCGCGCUACCCACGCACGCGCAUGCCUCGUCAGCGCCUCUUCGAGCGCGAACCUCCCACCUCCGAGGAAGGCGAGGGCUUCGGCGAGGGCUUCGAGGAGGUGGGACUGAACGAUGACUACAAGCCCCAGCCGCAACAGGCGCCAGCCCAGCCACCGAAGAAGCGAGGCUUCUUUGCCAAGUUCUCAGACCACAACAACCAGGAAAGCCCUCACUCGCCAGUGGCGUCCCCCUCGCCGACUACGUCCAGGUUCUCCAUCCUGCCUGGUCGGAAGCGAGGCCAGAGUGGCCAGGGCGCUGAGCUGGGUCAAGUAGACAGGCCCAGGUCUUCCAACCGAGAUCGCGAGAUGACAGAUGUUCAGCCGGUAGAGGCCUAG
Diaporthe citri is the source of this 801-nucleotide messenger RNA. RefSeq lists its product as uncharacterized. NCBI's taxonomy places the organism in Eukaryota, Fungi, Ascomycota, Sordariomycetes, Diaporthales, Diaporthaceae. The transcript is spliced from 3 exons. Bases 1 to 801 code for a protein of 266 amino acids. The record is from RefSeq and is a predicted model, not a curated record.